Letharia lupina is the source of this 1356-nucleotide messenger RNA. RefSeq lists its product as uncharacterized. NCBI's taxonomy places the organism in Eukaryota, Fungi, Ascomycota, Lecanoromycetes, Lecanorales, Parmeliaceae. The transcript has 4 exons. Gene Ontology annotation, molecular function: oxidoreductase activity. The record is from RefSeq and is a predicted model, not a curated record. Bases 1 to 1356 code for a protein of 451 amino acids.
AUGUCUGCCUCAGCUUCACAAGUGAAGCUGUCUCCAGACCAUUGUGGCAUAUUCCAUCUCCCGGGUGUCACGAAAGAAUCUGCGGCCAAGGCAUCCGAAGUCUUGCAGGAGGACCUCGAGAACCACCAUUGUUUCUUCAAUGCGUCUGGUUUCCACAAUCACAUUCCUCAUCACAUUCUUACAUUGUAUGCUCUCGGCGCGGGUCCGGAGCUGAUACAGAAGCAUUAUGAAAGCAACAAACAAUAUCAACGACCCCUGCAGCCAAUCACCGACUCCAUACUGGAGGAUCUUCAUGAUAACGAGAAGUUUCGAGAGUAUUUGGGCAGCGGUCGCUAUUACCAUGAGUGGCUUGUCUUCUUUCAAGGCGAGAUAGACAGGAAAGGCUACGAGGUGGUCAUCAAUGAGUAUUGCUUGAAAGGUGAUGAGCGGGCAGAUGAUAUGCUCGUACGCCUACACGGCGGCUUCGGAGUCGAAUUUGAACAGCCAGCAAUCGUUGCUGAAGCUCUUGCUCAAGCAGCCGUACAUGAGUCAUGGCUAGGGCCUUUCAUGCUCGAUGCUGAGAAAGCGGCCACUUCAACCGGUAAAGGCAAGCCGAUGGUAGAGCUAUUGGAUGAAGUACGUGCAAACAAAAAACUCAGUGAAGCCGCCCAGUGGGACGACUCGAACAAAAUCCGAGAUGGUAUUCUGGUCCGUGCACCCGAUGAGAUGAUAAGCAUCGCCAAAGAAUGGAAGGUAAUGCCAGGUGCAGUAAUCGAGAAGACAGGCGAAAUGACGAACGCGGCCGUCUAUUAUACCGGAGGAGCCCAGUAUCCACCAAAGCCGAUAAAAUUCGACUUUUACUACAUUCACUGCGUCAAUUGCUCAAUAUUUUAUGACGCAUUCUCAAAGCAGGCGACUUGGAUAACCGACGAGAAUAAGGCUCGUCUCUUGGAGUGGAAAGGACGAUUCGACCUCUGUAUGUAUGCUUCCAGAAGGUCACCAAAGCCGAGAACGGACAUCAUCAACGAAUAUGAACCUAAGCACCCGGAAACAGCGAAAGACACUGUUGUUGAAAAGCAUUCUUGGGACGGCAUUGUCACCCGUGUACUCCACCUCGACGACGAUGGCCAUGCUGCCAAACUCGUCAGAGCUCUCGCACACGCGGAGAACAUCUGUGCAGCGUAUAGUAUGAACGACCCUCUUUUCCGUAUCAAAGGCGACAUGUGGUUGCAGCUCGGGCAUAUGGGUAAGCUUCCACAGGAUCACUCCUGGGAUUGGCUGACCAUAUUCUUAGCGAUCGACAGUGUAGAAGGCGCAGAAAACACUGGAGGUGCUUGGGUCAGAUCAGCAGGAUUCCCACAAGCUUGGGAGCAGUAA